UGCGCUGUCAUCGACGUCAACAGGCAUAAUCAUAAUCAAAUUCUGUCUGUUUCUACGAGGUUUCUACACAAAACUUUUAAAAUGGAAGCCUUAUACGCUUUACCUUUUACAGUACUUGAAAUUCCUAACAUAAAAAUCAAGAAGCCAUCAUGGUUGCAGGCUCCAUCAGCGAUGACAACGUUUUCUCUUGUGCUCUUUUCGUACUUUUUGGUUACGGGAGGUAUAAUUUACGAUGUAAUUGUGGAACCUCCGAGCGUGGGAUCAACGACAGAUGAACAUGGACACGUAAGGCCGGUGGCGUUUAUGCCGAACCGCGUCAACGGACAGUAUAUCAUGGAGGGGUUAGCGUCCAGCUUCCUGUUCUCUCUCGGCGGCGUUGGGUUCAUCAUUCUGGAUAGGACACACAACCCAUCCACCCCGAAACUGAACAGAAUCCUCCUCAUCUCCGUGGCAUUCCUCUGUAUUCUAGUCUCUUUCUUCACAACCUGGAUCUUCAUGAGAAUGAAGCUCCCAGGUUACUUACAAAACUGAUCACUAGAUUACUAUGUAAGCAAAAUGUCUCAAAUCUUCAGUUCAACUGUAUUUGAAUAAGUUGAAUAAAUAUUUUUUAUAUCUA
This is a messenger RNA of Pectinophora gossypiella (pink bollworm), 616 nucleotides long. RefSeq names its product oligosaccharyltransferase complex subunit ostc-A. The record is from RefSeq and is a predicted model, not a curated record. Bases 82 to 531 code for a protein of 149 amino acids. The transcript is spliced from 2 exons. Gene Ontology annotation, cellular component: oligosaccharyltransferase complex. Lineage: Eukaryota; Metazoa; Arthropoda; Insecta; Lepidoptera; Gelechiidae.